Calidris pugnax (ruff) is the source of this 7221-nucleotide messenger RNA. It is a transcript of the gene SPAG17, whose product is annotated as sperm associated antigen 17. The coding region runs from base 11 to 7066 and encodes 2351 amino acids. The record is from RefSeq and is a predicted model, not a curated record. Lineage: Eukaryota; Metazoa; Chordata; Aves; Charadriiformes; Scolopacidae. Gene Ontology annotation, cellular component: axonemal central apparatus. The transcript has 52 exons. Gene Ontology annotation, biological process: epithelial cilium movement involved in extracellular fluid movement; axonemal central apparatus assembly.
CCGCACCGCCAUGGGCCCCAAGCGGCCCAAAACCGACGGGGGCGCCUCGCCGGGGGCCGCGGGCAAGAGCUGGGAGGCCGAGCUGGUGUCCGCCCACCUCGAGGAGGAUGACUGGAAGCCUAGCAUUGCUUUUGUGGUUGGUUCCAAAAUUGAAGAUGAAAUCCACACCGAGGCCCUGUCUCUUGCUGUGCAGGUGCCACAGCGGAAGCUCUUCAGUGUGGUAACACGUGAAGACAUUUUCAGACAGAUCAGAGAAUCUGGGAAUCAAAAGGGAAAAAAGGUUAAGGAUGUGCCGAUGUACUAUGAGGUGAUAGAAGUAGCCAAAGCUAUUCUGGAUAGGGGGGAAGAAAUUCCUGUAACACUAAUUGGAAAGCUGUUGAAAUUUCAACUGCUUUGUCUCAAACAGAAGGACCUUCAGAGAAGAGAAGCUGAAAAGAAGGCAGAAGAAGAGCAACAAAAGGAAAAACAUGGAGGGAAAGAGAAAGAUAAACCUCCUGGCAAGAAGGAGAACCUUCAUGCCAAGACAGUUGAGAAGGAAAAGAAAGAAAAAAAGACAGAAGUAGCACCAGUUGCCAUUAAAAAGGACACCCAGUUGAAGAGACGAGGAGAAGUGGAAGAGGAAGACAAAUACAUCGAUGAUGAACCAGAUGAUGGUGCCCAUCAUUACUUUAUAAUUUUGGAUUUCCACAACCUUCAGCUGUUGCCUGUGAUGCUUGAGCUUGGGAUUAACAUUUCAAGUAUAAUUAGAAUUUCUUCCGAGAAGUAUCAGCCCUUGCAAGCGUACUUGGAAGCAACUAAACUUGAAGGAGAAUCUUUCCUUUCACCCACAGUUGUAGAAGCAGAGGAAACAAAGAAGGAUGAAGCUAUCAAAGACCUGGAAACAUUUUGGAAAUACCUGGAGCCAGUUCUGAACAGUGGAAAGCAUGGAUCAAGUCUCUUUGAUAUUGCUAGACUUCAUCACGUAGUUAAGGAGAGUGACUUUCCUCCGGAUUGGUCUGAUAGAGAAAUGCUGCUUGCAUUUGGAACUGUGCUGUUUGAAAGCAUUGCUUGCUUAAUGUAUGACUGCCUGGACUGGAGAAGACAGCAUUCUAACUACUUGGAAAACACCAAGUUUAUUAAUGUGCCUGCAUUAUCAGAGAGCAAGUCCACACAACCACCUGUAACUGAGGUACGAUCAGCAUCACAGAUCACACCUUCAAAGAAAAAAGGGCAAGCAGAAGAAAUUCCGUCAACAGUAAAUUUGUCACAGGAGGAAGAAGCUUCUUUUUUGACUACUUCUGUGGACAUGAGGUAUUACGAUGACUUGCUGAGUCAGAUUCCUGAGGAAUACUUUUCUAUACCCUUACUGCUGAACUGCAUGUUGGAACAGGUUAUUGCAAGUGAAGAAGACCUUACACCACCUAGUCUGGUGGUACCAGAGCCUCGGGCAGAUGGGCUGCAUCAUACCAUUGCAGAUCAUAUAGCCUCUGUCAUUCCUUCUCUUUCCCUUUCUGAGAGUGAAAAAAAGAAUCUAUAUGAAUACUUUUCUCCUAAAUACAGUGAAAAAAAGACUGUCACCCUGAAGUACCCUCUCUUAUUUAACUACCAUGAUACCCUGGCUCAGCGGUUGCACCUGCUGAAGGUCCAGGGGAACUUAAAUCUGGAAAAAGUUGAACAUGAAAUGAUGGAUAAACUGCCUCUUACAGAACUUACCCAUUUCACCCUUCCUUCAGCUGCAAAGAGCACUAAACGCUUGGCUGGAGUUCAUGAGCUCAUGCAUUAUUGUACCAGUGAACUUCUGAGUCAGGCUGAAGUAGAAAGAGCCUUCAGAGUGUUUACUUUUGAAAGCCUGAGGCUGACUGAGCUGAGUGACUCUGGUCUCUUGGAGAGCUCUGGAUCUAUGGCUGGAGGUGAUUCUGAAGUGUCUUAUAUCCCUUGGGACAAUCCAGCCAGGUUUGCAAGACAGCUGAGACAACUCUUCCUUAUGGAAAAGAAGCUUAACGGGAAAUCUCCAAGAGGCUCUGAACAUACAGAAACAAAUGGCAAAGAUGGAAAAGACGGUCUGGAUGAUCCUGUUUUGAGAAAAGAAUCGGAUCUCCUUAUUUCUGAUAUGGAGAGUCCGGAAAAUGAUGGCGUAGGACCAAACUUAGAAGAAAUAAAAAAGACACAGAGGCGUUGUUUGACAGACUGGAGUUUUGCUGAGCAUUUUCAACCCCAUAUUCUUCUUCAGGUUCUUCAUACCGCAUCCCAAGAAUAUAGAUGUAUUGAUUCCUUUUAUUAUACUCAAGAUAACUCCUUGCUAAUGGUUCUUCACAAUCCUAUGAAUCAUUAUCGUUUGAGCCAAGAGACUUGGGAUGUUACACUGCACUCUAAUGUGGGAUUCAGAAACUAUCUUGAGCUGGUGGCCAACUCAAUUGAAGACUGGGUGAAAGAGGAAGAAGCCAAAUACCAGGAAGAGAAGAUGGCUAAGGAAAUAGAGUCUCUUAAACCGGAAAAAGCCAUCGCAGAAGGAUCUUUUGCAUUGUCUUCAUGUGCUGCCAAAAAACCUGGCCUCCCUAAGAAAGACAAAAGCAGCGUGUCAGAACUUGAGAGCAUAACAGAGGCUAUUCCAGAAAGUGAAAAAAGUCCUUUUAUCAGAGAAGGCUCUCUAAAGGCUUGGAAGAAGGAGCAGGACCAAUUACUAGAAGAACAACUACUUAAGGAAUUAAAAAAAGAAAAAAAAGAAAAGUUGGGAGGUAAAAAGAAAGAACAGGAGAUAAUAAGUGAAGAAAGUAACGAUUCCAACAAGAAAUCUUCCCAAGAGAAGUAUAAAGAUGAGCCAGCAGAAGGCCCUGAACUUGAGGAUCCCAGCAUCCCAGAACCACAUUCUGAGAAAGUUUAUAAAUUUCUUGGCUACAAUACAGGGGAGGAUCUCAUUCAAGUAUCAGGAACCAAUCAAUAUCUUUUUCCAUCUGAUGGAGGACAGAUUCAAGUAGAGAAGAUAGAUUUUGUAAAAGGUCCAACUUUGAUAAAGGUGAAAGUGAUAAAAGACAACCACAAUUUCUUCAUUCACAUCACAGACCCUGAGGAAAACCUAAAAGAAAUUGAAGUGCAAGAAAUUAAUGAAGAACAGGGAAUUGGAUCAGGAAAGCUGAACAAUCAAAAGAAAGCUGUGAGCCAGUUUGGAUCUUUUUCAGCCACCUUGGAAAAUGGAAUCCAGCUGUCCCUGAGCUAUUAUGGACCUACAGGGAAGACAGCAGAUGAUAAAAAAGAUCCUGUCUUAGCAAGAAUUCUGAACAUCCCUUCUGUUCAUAUUCCGACCAUAAUUACUCCUGUUACAUCAGCUUCAGAAAAAAAAGAUAAGUCCGUCAAACAAAAAUCAGGAAAAUCUCUACCAUCUGCAAAAACAAGCCGUAGCAAAAUAGGCCCUUCACCACCUGAUGACCCGGUAAAGCAGGAACAAGAAAAGACAGAAAUCGAAGAAUCAGCUUCUCAAACACAAGUGAUGACAAAUGCUCUUGCUUUCCGAAGUCUGAAUGUCUCCUGUCCCAAUGGACUAGUAUUAACUUUCCUUGGUGAAAAUUUUGGAGGUUUGAAAGGUGAAGCCACUACAGCUGAAGCUGAGAAAGAGCUGGCUGAAGAAGAGAAAGGUGAGGUCAAACCAAAUGAAGCAAAGGAGGAAAAGCUUAUGGGAGGUGGACAGAAGGACCCUGAAGUUACAGAAGGUGAAAUAAAGCACAAAGACACCAAAAGAGAACAGUCCAAGCAGCCUGCUCUGGAAAUUCUUGUUAGGCAGAGUUAUCCCCAAAAGGUAAAGAACUCUCAACUGUAUACAUCUGUGGCAAGGCAAACAGAACAAGAGGUGUCAAGGGUUAUCACCAGUCAAGGAACUGUCAUAAAAUACAUGAUGGAUGGAUCUACCCAGAUUUUGUUUGCUGAUGGCACAGUGAGCAAGAGUCCCGAUUCCGGCCCUGUCCUACCACCACCUACAGUUCCAGGUAAUAUGCAACCAAUACCAGAAUCGGAGCCUUCACCUGACACCAGCACUAAGAAAGAGAAUACCAAGUCUGAUGCAGAAAGAAAAAAAGGAAAAGGCAGUGACAGCAUGUUACACCCAAGCAAGGACAAGUUGUUUGAAAAUACUGUGCAGGAUCUGGUUAUUUCUGAGCCACCUAACGAGAACCAGGCAGGAACCUGGAUAACAACAACUCCAUCAGGCAUUCGAGUGGGCACCGAGGGAGCAAAGAGAAUGGAUCUGAAGCCACUGUUAACCUAUCAGGCAACUGACCCAGCUGAGGGAACGAUUAUGACUGUACGAGAUGAUGAAGUGAUAAUUGUUGAGAAGCUGGAUGGCAGCAGAGUGGUAGAUCAUGCUGAUGGAACUAGGAUCACAACUUUUUAUCAAAACUCUGAAGUUUUUGUACCAGAGCGCAGUAAGGAAACAGAUGAACCCUUGGAAGUCAUCACAAGGAAGGUGAAAUGUGUGCAAGUAGAGAAUCCUGAAUUUGCUACUGUUAUAACAAAUUGUGAGGACAGUACCUGUUGUACCAUCUUUGGAGAUGGAACAUCUAUUAUAGCAAAGCCCCAGGGAACAUAUCAGGUUUUGCCCAUUAAGACAGGCUCUCUUUUCAUUGAUGAAGAUUGCUCGGCAGUUUAUACCCAUGAAGUUAACGAUUUCAUCAGCAAGAAAGAGGAGAAACAAGCAGGGAGAUACAUUAUGAAACACACUUCCAGCACUAUUUGUGAGAUGAUGGAUCCUAAUGGAAAUCUUUUCAAGGUCAUGGCUGAUGGCAGCACAUCUGUGUGUGUUCCCAGCACUGACUCUGAUGACAUGGAAGAGAGAAGUUCAGCAUCAGUGCUCCCAGAAGUUAACAAACCUAUUGCUCAUGAUGAGCACAUCCCCAGGUUCUUCAUCAUCCACGCGGAUGGUUCUGGAACCGAGCUCCUGCGGAGCAGGGAUGUACACGAGUAUCUCGCCAAAGUCUGUAGUGAUCCCUCUACUGCUGUCUUGCAGGAUCCUGUACAAGGACGCCCAGGUGUUUUAAGUAUUACUGUCCUCCGCCCUUUGGCUGAAUCCUCCCCUUGGAUCAUGAAGAAAGAACCGGAGAGUAUUGUUCCUCCAAAUCUUCAGUCAAGUACCUCGAACACGUUUUCUCCUCUUGAGAGGAAGAUUGCAGAUCCCUCAGUCAGAAGACAUAUUUGGAAGGGUCUCUGCAUUGGAUCAAAAGAGCAGAUGUGCUUGCCAGUACCUGUGCGAAAAUGUCCUAAAAAACUGCAAAUUCGUCAGCUCUUCCAGUAUGAGCCACUCAGUGAUGAGUUAAGAGAAAAGCUGCAGCUUUCCCUUAAGGCAACACUAUUAAAAAAGCUCCACACCAAAAUCCCAAGGUUCUUCAUCAUCCACGCGGAUGGUUCUGGAACCGAGCUCCUGCGGAGCAGGGAUGUACACGAGUAUCUUGCCAAAGUCUGUAGUGAUCCCUCUACUGCUGUCUUGCAGGAUCCUGUACAAGGACGCCCAGGUGUUUUAAGUAUUACUGUCCUCCGCCCUUUGGCUGAAUCCUCCCCUUGGAUCAUGAAGAAAGAACCGGAGAGUAUUGUUCCUCCAAAUCUUCAGUCAAGUACCUCGAACACGUUUUCUCCUCUUGAGAGGAAGAUUGCAGAUCCCUCAGUCAGAAGACAUAUUUGGAAGGGUCUCUGCAUUGGAUCAAAAGAGCAGAUGUGCUUGCCAGUACCUGUGCGAAAAUGUCCUAAAAAACUGCAAAUUCGUCAGCUCUUCCAGUAUGAGCCACUCAGUGAUGAGUUAAGAGAAAAGCUGCAGCUUUCCCUUAAGGAAUAUAUAGACAACAUUUUAAAGCAGGACAAUGAGCUGGAAGAGAUGAAUAUAAAAGAACCAAGAACAGAAGAGGAAAAGGAGAAUGCUGCAAGUCUCGUUGACCUGGUUACAUCCUCCUCUAACUGGGACGACUCAUUUGAAGAUCUCAGUGCUAGAGCUGAUAUAACUGAGCUGUAUGAACAGGCAGUGGCUUCUCAUCACCCGUGUCACACAGAGAAGACAAUCACUACUCAAAGAGAGGACCAACAGCAGAGGAUCAGCCCGGAAGGAGUAACACCAGUGUCCAAGUGGCACAGCAGACUAGAAAAGCACAGGAAAGAACUUGAUGAAGAAAAGAAGAUCUUAAUGGCAAUAAAAAACAAAAUAAUUCCUCCAUAUUUUGAAUCAGAAUUCAGCAAGGAGUUUUUCCUGAAAAAGUUUCCUGAUGUGGAAGCACUGUCUAUGGAACUUCCUCCAGCUCAAAAAAAGCAAAGUGGGAAUUUCCCUCUAGAGCCAAUCAAAAAACCCAGUACAGCAUCUGAAUGUCUCAGUACCAUGAGUGAUUCCUCACCUUCACCUGGGCUUCCACUGCAGGCUCAUUCCGAACAGAAUGAAAGUUCCAGCAGCACAACAGACUUAAACAAAGCUGCAAGAUCACAAGACAUACCCUUUCAACGUAAAGUUCAGAGCCUGUUGGUGAAUGCUGCAGGAGAGCCAAGAAAAGAGAAAGUGAAAUUACCAUCAUCCCUUCAGGGGAGAAAACCAAAUUCCAUACCAAAUAAAAAGAUAGAGGAUCCUGUCGCAGGAAAGGUCAACACAUCUUCUCUUGCAACAACAAGACUGCAUCUUAGUGGGUUCCACCUCAUUCCACCCAGAGUGACACUUGGAGUGCUAAAGGAAGGCUGUACCUAUGCAACCACUGUGAUCCUGAAGAAUGUUGGUGUGAACUUCUCAAGGUUUCGGGUGAAGCAACCACCUCCACACACAGGACUGAGAGUGAUGUACACACCAGGACCUGUGGCAGCAGGCUUGCAAGUUGAACUGGAGAUAGAGAUUUUUGCCAUGGUAUUUGGAGGGGAAGAUACUAGUGGCCUUGAAGAAAUUUCCCAUGAUAUUGAAAUAUUAACAGAAACAGAGACUCUCCUCCUGCCUGUGAGAGCAACUGUGUUAACCAGUGACAUUUAUGAGUGCCGCCCACAAGGAUACCCCCAGGGUGGGAUGGCAGCAACAGUCCGGGCAGUUCCUACAAGCUCCAAGCCACAGUUCCGGAUUACACUCCCCCGAAAGCUUUCUAGUUAAAGUCAGAGCCCUAAAAGAAUAACAUGAAGAUCAGCAAUACCGAAAUACCUGAAUUGUAGCCCAAUGUUAUGGAAAUAUCCCAAUGUUGAGUUUUUCAUUUAUUUAAUCAGAUUAACAUGAAUAAAUAUUUUGGCUGUCCCCUAUUAAUGGGAAAA